ACUGAUGGCAAAUGCUAGGGGGACAUACAGGACACCAGCUGAGUGUAUGCACCUUAUCUCUAGGUCCUUUGGUAAUACAUAGUACACGUUUUUGCAGCGACCUAGGGGAAUUUGGGACAAGAAUCCGAUUUUAACCCCCCUGGGCCACUCCUAGCAAUACACGUAAACCCUGCUGUACUUCAACGGAGAAAAUCCCUCACAAAACAUUCCUAAAUUUGAAGUAUUCUUCAAAAUUGUCUCUUAAGAAGCCGCGGUGGCCAUCUUUGUUAGGGGAACCAAGCGUCACUUCCGGCCCUGCGUUCCCUAGGUAACGGAGCAGCGGAGGAGCGAAAGGAGAAGCCCGAGUCGCUGACAAUCUAAUACUGACAGCUCUGCCACUGCCAGUCUGCACCGCGGGAGCUGCCGGCGGGGUCCCAUCUCAAAAGUGACUGGACACCACUGCGUGCGGCGCGUGUCGGGGCCGCUCUGUCGAGCAGAGUAAACACCGCUGAGUGCGGCGCGUGUCAGGACUACAUCUGGACAGCGGAUGGCGGCUCUGUAUGGAAGUAAUACGUCGCUUACAAGUAAAAGAUACGCAUCCAGCGAGCGGGCAGAGAGCCAGAGACUCCAGCCCAGCGAGGAGGAGAGCUUCUACUCCGCGUGCCGAGCUGCCUAUCUCACCGUCUUCAGGAGCAGCCUCGAAAACAUCACGGACAAGACGCAGCUGUGCCGAGUUCUCCAGCAGGCCGGACGGAACCCAUCUAACAGGACCCUUAGCAGAUACUGGACAGCAAAGACCAAGGAACUAAACUUUGAUGAUUUUUGUGCCAUUGUGAAAAAAGAGAAACCGGCCAGCAAAGCCGAACUUCUGAAAGCCUUCCGGAAGAUGGAUCCCGCUAACAAGGAAUAUAUUCUACAUAGCGACCUGCACAAGAUCCUCACUACGAAAGGAGAAAAGAUGUCUCAGGAAGAGGUGAAUGCGGUUCUCCAGUUAGCUGACGUAAACAGCAGCGGCAAACUGGACUACAAUAAGUUUUGCAGUGUGUUCCUCAGUACCUGCGACCAAUGUACCAAGACCGCGGUCGAUAGAAUGGACACUAACAGUCGUGCCAAGCGUCAGCAGUUUGGAAGCCAUAUUGAAACAUCCCCUGAACGCUCUACCUCUCCGCGUGCGCAGAAGCUUAGUGAUGGCGACACAACACCGCGAAAGGUGGAAGGCAAGUCACCCCGUCCAUCAUCAGCUCGCAAUUACAAAGCAACGAUGAGUACUGUGAUCAACAUGGCGCCACCCAGUGCACGGAGCCCCAAGCUGCCGGAGCCCAAGAACCUACAGGAGUGGCUUAGUACUCAGUCAAAGGGAUGCUUUUUCCUGGAAGAGAGCAACAUAAUUAGUCAUCAGUAUAAGUUGCAGCUGUCCCAGAAAUCUACGGUUUAUCUCACAAUCAAACCAUUAAACCUCAGCAAAGCUGAAGGGAAACCUUCCCCAUGGAUGUCUGUGGACACUGCCUUAUAUGUCCUUAAGGAAAGUGAUGGGCAGGGAGAUCCCCAGCUUGUAUCCUUCACAGAACUCCAGAACAAAGAGACGUAUGCCUGGAAAGGAGAACUCGCCGUCGGCUCGUACACCCUCAUCCCAUUUACAACUGGCUGUAGGCUGAGAAAGAGCAAAAAACAAGUCGCUAAAGAAGCCAAGCUGGUUUAUAGAGACGCCAAUGAGGAUUUAGUUCUGACUCCUGAGUUUCGAUCGGCCUUGUCAGACAUAUAUGACGUCAUUGAUUUAGACGGCAACGGCUACCUGGACCUGGAUGAGUAUAAUAUCUUUGAGCUGAGGACCAGCGGUGAGAGGUGCGAUGAGGACGCCUGGGAGGUUUGUAAAGAGAACUUUGAAACAAAGAGAAAUGAGUUGACAAGGAAAGGGUUUCUGGAUCUCAAUCUCAUGGAGGCGAAUGACCGGGAGGGAGAUCCCAGCGACCUCUGGGUGACGUUACUCGCCAUGGGCUACAACAAGGCGCUGGAAAUGACGGAGGCUUGUCCUUUCAUUAUCGACGCUUACGCUGACAAGUGCAAACCCAAACUGAAGGCUGUGAGUCUGGGCUCCAGUAGCCGGCAGCUGCAGAAGGUGCUGUGCAAAUCUGUCGUUCUCAAGGGAGACGGAAAACCCAUGGAUGGCUUCGAAAGCGCGAUCAUCUAUACAUACAAGAACGACAGCCGCAUCAGUUCUGUCAUUGAGAAUAAGUCGGAUAAGAAGAUUGUGGUUCAGGUAAAUAACGACAAGAGCAAGAACUGCACCAGCAGCCGGGGACUGAGCGUGUUUGCUGUAGAAGUGGCAGCAAGAUCAACUAUGGUGUCACAACACGUCAUGGCCAUGAACGAAAGACAGGAGUGGGUUUAUAACUGCGUGCAGAGCGUCCUGCCAUAGGUUGGGCUCGUGGAGACCUGGGGAAUGAUGUGUUAUAACUAAUGGACGCUGCUAAUAUCCUGUGAUUUAAGAAAUUUUACACUUUUUGCCAAAAAUUUUGAUUAAAUGAGCAAGUGCCACAUUCCACUCAACAAAGUGUUUAUACUGUAUGUUAUUCAUUUUGUCUCAUUACUGAAUGAUUCGAUGCAUCUCCUCCAUAUCUGGGCAGAUAGAGCAGCAAUGAGAGACCUUGUGGUUUCAGUUCAGUUACUGUCCUCACAGUCAGGGGUGUUGUAGGUACUGAGAACCCUUCCAAUAAUCUCUCCACAAAUGUACCUACUUCACCCCCGCUAUGCUCAUCAGUUCCAACUAAGGCAGGAAGUGUUUGGGGACUUUGGAUCGAAUUCAGUUAGCCGCAAAAGUGCAGUAAUUUACCGCGAUUGCAGUUUCCGUGGCUUUUAAGCUGCAAAAAUGAGCUUUUCGUGGGCAUGCACGCUCCCACAAUUCACCUAUUCAAUUGCAAAUUCACAAAAAACUUCUAUAUUGUUAUCCAAUAUUAGUUUCGCUUUUGUAGGGGGGAAGGGGCGGUACAGGCUGAUUUAACCAUUAUUUUUUUUCACUUUUUACUGCCAGCAACAACUUUUGCGGUAAUCCCAUAUUAUUGGUUAUAAUAAAAGUAUUUCUGGUACUUACAUUUGGGUCAAAUGGCUGUUAUAUGCAUUUUUUUUUUUUUAUUACAGAAAGCUAAUUUUUUUCAGUAAAAUAAGUGCUAAAAUUCAAUUCGGAGUACAUAAAAACGGGUAUAAGCAUAUAUCUGAGUCAUUUUAGGGACUUUAAAAAUAAAAUUGAAAACAGACCGAUUACUCCCACCUGCAAGUCUAAAAACACUUGUCCCACUCAUAAAGCACCCCAACACACCUGUCCCAUACUUUGUACCCCAAUUUCCAUUUUGCACUUUUACACCCCAAAAAUGACUUGUCAUUAUUUGGCCAAUUAAAAAUAAUCAAAAACUUCUAAGUGCCAAUUAGCCAUUCAGGGGGGUGUCCCAGGGGUUCAGACCCAAAUCCUGACAUUUUUUACUUAAACUUGGGGAAAAUCCCUAUUUUAUCACCUGCUCAGAGUUGGUGAAUUGAAAUUCACCGUAAAAUUACCACAAAUACGUUUUCACGGGCAAUUUAAUAGGCCUUUCGCUAAUUUAUCGCGAUUCAUAGUAAAUGUCUGUUUUUUCACGGCUAAUUGAAUGCGGCUCAUAUACUGAGAAAUAUUUUGCUGUUUGUAUUUAUUUUUAUAUUGUAACUGCAAUGAUUUGGAUAAAUAAAAAAUACUUAUACAUAG
Molecule: messenger RNA, 3709 nt
Organism: Pseudophryne corroboree (corroboree frog)
Lineage: Eukaryota; Metazoa; Chordata; Amphibia; Anura; Myobatrachidae
Gene: PGM1
Product: phosphoglucomutase 1
Exons: 15
Coding region: 527-2395 (622 amino acids)
Biological process (GO): positive regulation of protein localization to ciliary membrane; carbohydrate metabolic process
Cellular component (GO): plasma membrane protein complex; ciliary membrane; cytosol
Molecular function (GO): magnesium ion binding; phosphoglucomutase activity; calcium ion binding
Source: RefSeq, a predicted model, not a curated record